Molecule: messenger RNA, 4532 nt
Organism: Pocillopora verrucosa
Lineage: Eukaryota; Metazoa; Cnidaria; Anthozoa; Scleractinia; Pocilloporidae
Product: proton-coupled zinc antiporter SLC30A1-like
Biological process (GO): intracellular zinc ion homeostasis; zinc ion transmembrane transport; detoxification of zinc ion
Cellular component (GO): membrane
Molecular function (GO): zinc ion transmembrane transporter activity
Source: RefSeq, a predicted model, not a curated record
GGGUUAUUUGCCCUUUUGGGCUGAUAAAUACAGGAAAAUCACAUUUGCCAACAGUUCACUCCUUUAGAAGGACCUCGCUUUUUUUAACUUGAAGUGACAUUACAGUUCUCUUCAGUUUUCUUGUAGGUAACCACAAAAAUGGCUGACUCUCGCAAGGUUCAACUCAAAAAGAGAUUCUGCGGCAAAACUGGCAGUGUUUUGUCGAUGCUUUUUAUGACCUCUUCGUUCUUUCUGGUUGAAAUUAUUGUGGGGUAUGCGACGAAUUCAAUGGCGCUUGUAGCCGAUUCGUUUCACAUGUUAUCGGACGUUUUGUCACUGCUGAUCGGAUUUUUUGCCUUGCGGUACUCUAAGCGCAGUCAACGAACUGAAAGAAACACAUUUGGAUGGCAAAGAGCUGAAGUAUUGGGAGCUUUGGUGAACGCUGUGUUCUUGAUUGCACUGUGCUUUUCCAUCCUUGUCGAGUCGCUGAAGCGAUUAGUCGAGACAGAAGAGAUCCACAAUCCUAUUCUCGUUCUUAUUGUGGGAGUCGCUGGUUUGUUGAUAAACGUAGUCGGUUUGAUUCUCUUCCAUAAACAUGGACACGGGCAUAGCCAUGGAGGAGGAGGACAUGGACAUAGCCAUGGAGCCCAGAAUGGAACUGAUGUGAAAGAUCUAUUGGUAUCCAACAAUGGUGAAACCACAGGAAUGGUGCGGAAGUCGAGCCAUUCGUCCGAAGAUGGAAAUGAAUUGAUCAGCGAAAUUUCAAAUGGCGUUGUACCAGAAGUUUUCUUGUCAGAAGGAAAUGGGAAGGUCCACACAGUUGUUUCAAAAUCAAACACUUCUCAAAUGAAAGUCAAGUCUAGCUCUCAGCUUAACAUGCGCGGUGUAUACCUCCAUGUCCUUGGUGAUGCCUUGGGGUCUGUCAUUGUUAUCAUCAGUGCUUUGAUAAUCAAGUAUGCCUCUGGUAAAUGGACAAUUUAUGUGGAUCCAGGCAUGAGUAUUAUCAUGGUUCUACUUAUUCUGAAGACAUCCAUCCCCCUGAUGCGUGAAUCGUCCCUGAUCUUGCUUCAAACUGUUCCCACACACAUCAAGAUCAAAGAGGUACAAGAUCGACUGUUGGACAACGUGGAAGGCGUGCUGAGUGUGCAUGAAUUUCAUGUUUGGCAAUUGGCUGGGAAUAAGAUUAUUGCAUCAGCCCAUAUAACCUGCCGUUCUCCAGAUGAAUACAUGAACAUUGCCAACAAAAUAAAGAGGUUCUUUCACAAUGAAGGCAUUCACUCUACAACUAUCCAACCAGAGUUUGUUGUGGAAAAUGAAACAGACAGCCAGUGUGCCUUGGAGUGUGGGAAAGAUGAGAAUUGCGCUGCACAGAAAUGUUGCCCAGGUGAAAAUGAAACAGAGAUGCGCAAACGUGGUGCUUGCCUAACAGAUGGGAAGGGUGAGCUAAUAAAUCAUGAAACAAUGGUAUAAAAGUGUCAACAUCUAUAUUUACAGAUUGUAGGAUGAUAUGCAAUAAAUUUUUAUGAACUGGGGACAUUCAUUCAUUCAACUCUUUAAGUAUCAACUCAUUGGACUUGAACUGUCUGCCAUACAUUUCUAAGCUCUGAGAAUUUGUUUUUCAAUGAGCAUUAUCCCCCAGUGUGAUGUUCUCUCUGUGUGAACAGUGUAUUGAAGUUGUAAGGAGAUUUUUCAUAUUUGUCACUCCUGGGAUUGAAGGGCUUAAAUGUAUUUUGUAAAUAUUUAAACCUUUCUCUCCCGAGAUCUUAUUACUAAUUCCCCUUACUGACCACAAUACAUUUUUUUGUGAUGAGAAUUUGGUUUUGGAUUAAAUGAUCCCCUAAUUGGUAUUUUUCUUUAUUCUCAUCGCUUGUGAGCUUGAUGUGGUAUUGAAAUAUUGUUAAGAGAAAUUCUAUCAGACUCUCAUUGGAGGGAAAGUUUUAAUUGAGAAAAUGUAGUAGAUACAUGUAAGCUGCUUAGUAGUUUAUUACUCUUAGCUUUUGGUGAAUUUUCAGCCAAAUUUGUUUUGCAAAGGUUAAUGUAAUCUGAUUGCAUGUUCAGAUCACAUAGAGGAAAGUGAUCCUGAAAAGGACUGCUGUUAGUCAUAGUGACUAGCAUUUUGACAACCUUGGUGGAAGUCAGCAGUCAGAAUGACUUUUCAUCACUUGAGUGAAAUGUUAGCUUCUACUGAGAUGUUGAAGUGUCAGUUGCUACUGCUCCUACUGACAUCAGCCCUUCCUUCCACUCCAACUGGACAAAUAAACUAUGCAAUCAAAUUUAACUCCUGGGAGCAAACUGUGCUAUUGAUAAAAAUUAAUUUUAGUAUUUUCUUAAAUAUAACAUUAUGGUACAUGACAUAUAUUUAAACUGAGUUGUCACACAACAAAUUACAUUUAUCUUAACAGCCUUUUAAUGGUGAAAAGCUAGUUUUGAGGGCUGAUAUUUGUGGUUAUUCAGUUGUAUUUAGCCCUUAUUUACUCUAGAUCGUACAAAGCUUUAUUCUAAGUGAUCCAUUCUGUGUGACUGACUUGUCUCUAAAGUUUAUUUAAGGAAUUUAAAUUCCCUGUGUCAUUGUUUACAUGAUUUAUUUACAUAAGUCCCCUAGUUCACCAAACAUAGUGGAAAAGGAGCUUGUAAGGGACAAAUUGAUUGAUUUGAAAAACCAAAAUAUAUAAAAUUAUGUGAAAGGCUAUGUAAUUAUACUUAGAGAGAGUUACAUGUAUGUUAGUAGUUGAAAUAUUAUGUCUAACACCUAAAUUUCUAGUCAUGAUAUACGGCCGUCUUGAGACUAUGCUAAGGGGACAAUUUUUUAGCUAGUUUUAGUUGGCCUGAACCAUUUAACAAAUUGAUUCCAUGUUGCUGUGCUUCUGUUCAGUGUCAGAAAAUAGAUGAUGCCAAAAUGUGAUAGGAACAAAGAAAUAGCACAUAUGGCACAGCUGAGUGUGUCGCUGAUGUCUUCUGUGAUCUGUUGUACACUGGGUUCUGUUUUGAAUUAUAUAAUAAGCUCAGUUAUGCACGCAUUCUGAUUGGUUCUCACACAUGAUCUAUUGGAGGACAGACGUAUAGAUGAGGUCAUCAUUAAAACUUUUUUCAAAUCUUUACUAUAUAAAACAAAUAGAUUCCAAGUUGCCGUGCGCCUGUUCAGUAAUAGAUCACAGAGUACAUCAAAAUGUGGUAAGAACAUCAGUGACACACUCGGCUGCACCUUGUGUGCCACUUUUUUUUUCUUACCACAUGAUGGUAAGCGGUAUAUUAACAGAGUGACAUUCGUUAGGAUUUGUUCACUAGUUCUAAAGUAGUAUUUAAGUUAUCCAUUUGCUUACAUCACAAUUGUGGUAGUGUAGAUAAAUUCUAUGUAAUCAAGAAGGUUAAGCUUGGUGAACACUCCAUCAAAUCAUAACAUUUAAAAGUUUAUUUUAUGGGAAGUACAAUCUUCAUCAUUUUAUUGGUGGGUUUGAGGUAUUAAUAUAGAUGUUAUGGGAAAAUUGUAUGAGGGACAAAUGUAAGGAAUACUUAUGCUGCAAAAAGGAAAUAUCUUAAUAUAAAGCCUAAUGUUUCCAAAAACUCACAGCAUCAAUUAAGGAUUGAGAGCUGAGCAAAGUUUGAUUUCUCAUCUUUUUAAGCUUAAUGCACAGUUAGCAUUUUUGACAGGUCAAAAUUACUGGUUAAUCCUUUACAAGAGAUUAAUAUGUAAGUUCUUCCCAUAAUAUCCGUUCAUUAUCCAGAAACAGGUAAUGAGAAUAUUCAAACUUAUCUGGUGUAAGUUAUUAUUCUGAUCCAACACCAAAUUCUUGUAACUAAUUUACAAGAGAAUGUGUUGCAGCUAGAAGGUAGAAUUAACAACCAGUCUAAUCUUGCGUGUUAAAGGGUUAAACAGUAACAUACAAAUCUGUGCUACGCCACUAAACCCUGGUGUCUCUAGAAAAGAAUAGAGACUAACAGCGGAUUAUUAAACGUGUCACUGGGUGUCUUAAAAGUAGUAAAUAAAAAAGGAAAAAAUACAAGUAUAAACGAGAAGUUGGUUUGUUACAAGUGAAUACUGAUGGUAGGCAGGUUUCAGGUUUAAAUCAAAACACGGUGACACGUUAUUCAAUUACGACGUCGUUUGAACUGUUUUCCCAUUUGGUGAUCAUCAUGCAUUUGUUGUGACGUCUGAAGUUAGAACGAUCACUUGUUUUGUGACGUCUGAAGUUAAAAUGAUCACGUAUUUAUGGUGACGUCUGAAAAAAGAGUUUUUUUAAAAAUUUUUUUAGAACCUGAAAUGUGCCUGUAAUGCCAACUUACAACUAUUUGUGUUUUUUUUACGUGUCGAAUAAGUCCGAAUUUAACAUAUAUUUUGAAUAUUUUAGAUGUUCAUUGCAUCAUAAUUUUCAACUAUUUUGUUUACUUCACUUGAAGGGUGUAGAAUCUCUUACAAAAGAGAUUGAAGUUAAGUUUCUUAUAUGCCGUAGUUUGCGUUCGGUUAUAGAUCCGCAAUGUUUAUGAUUUUGAUAAAGUUUUAUUUGACUGAAACUUAUUUUUAGACAAAGUAUCAUUAAAGGUGAAUAUUAAAGAGA